ACACUGACCUAGUAGUCUAUUGCAGGGUGGUUCUAGGAAUGUAGUUCAGUUCUUCUGCGACAGAAGAGUUUUGAUGAAGUGUUGAGGAGUGGAGAGAAGAGGACACACCUGUGCUUAAAAACUUGAGGUGCAACAGAGGAGCAGUUAAAUCUCUUCUACUACCCACUUAUUGACAGUGACAACAUGGCGACUGCAGAGAGCGUGUCAGCAACUUUAACCACCUCCAGGAGCUGCACGAUCCAGAUCACCAACAAGACCAAAGAAUACAACCUCAUCAACCCACAAGUUUACACAGUCAGUGGGUACUGCUGCCAUCCUCCUCAGCCCACAAUCAGCUCCACCAACACCGAGGUCUGCUCGUUCACUAAGAUCCAGAACACUGCAUGCGGGGCCGUAGGCGUCUUGACCUAUGACCUCUAUCACGCGGAGACCCGGGUGUGUUCUGAUCGCAUGGCUAUUCUGUUCUCCGUUCCCUACGACUACAUCCUCUACAGUAACAUCUUGGGAGUCGGGGUGUUCGAGAUAACCCGUGCGUGCGAUAAAGCCCUGUACAGCUACAUGUAUGAAGGGAAAGACUUAAGACGUUUUGCCCGCGCAAAGGCAAAGGCGUCUGGAGUCACCUACAAGGCACCGAGAGUUGAAUUAAGAGCAACUAUGUCAAAUGUAUGCAAAGCUAUUAUGAAAGUAGAGAUCCAUGACAGGCUGAGCUAAAAAGGAAAAACAAAAGCAUUGUUGAGCCAAACAACAAAAUUUCUUUAUAUUUUUAUCCCACCUGAAUUGAUAUGUGAAAAAAUCUAUAUGCAUGCAAUUGUGACAUUUGAUGAUGUUAUGACUGUACAAUCUAAUAAAAAGGAAAAAUUGUUAAUAUUGA
Messenger RNA from Paramisgurnus dabryanus, 871 nucleotides. Its product is annotated as tereporin-Ca1-like. Lineage: Eukaryota; Metazoa; Chordata; Actinopteri; Cypriniformes; Cobitidae. Gene Ontology annotation, cellular component: pore complex. Gene Ontology annotation, biological process: monoatomic cation transport; pore complex assembly; cytolysis in another organism. The record is from RefSeq and is a predicted model, not a curated record. Gene Ontology annotation, molecular function: channel activity.